Molecule: messenger RNA, 438 nt
Organism: Cryptomeria japonica (Japanese cedar)
Lineage: Eukaryota; Viridiplantae; Streptophyta; Pinopsida; Cupressales; Cupressaceae
Product: secreted RxLR effector protein 161-like
Exons: 1
Coding region: 1-438 (145 amino acids)
Source: RefSeq, a predicted model, not a curated record
AUGGAGAAAGGCCUGGAGUUGUCAGCCAAAUCUGGUUCUCCAGUUGAGAAUAAAUCUGAUUUCAGGAAACUAGUGGGUAGUCUAAUAUAUCUCACCGCCACUAGACCCGAUCUGAGCUAUGCAAUGAGAUACAUAUCUUGCUUCAUGGCAGCUCCUACAAUAGAUCAUUGGGCUACAACGAGGCGGAUCUUGCGCCAUGUCAACGGCACUUUAGACUUUGGUAUCCUCUAUGGGCGAACCAAAGAACCCAGACUCAUCGGUUAUACAAAUUCGGAUUUGGCAGGCUCUGUUGAUGACAAAAAGUCCACAUUCGGUUAUGUCUUCAGUUUGGGCAUUGGUGUUGUCACUUGGACCAGUAAGAAGCAACAGGUCGUAACUCUUUCCUCGACUGAAGUUGAAUAUCGAGGAACAGUCAAAGUAACUUGUGAGGCGGUUUGA